AUGAUCGACAAAGACAUUCCUCCAAAUAAAUACAGCGAAUUACGAAGUAUCUAUAAGCACUACAUUGAUUCAUAUAUUGCUUUAUAUCAGCUGAAAACGGACAAAGAAGAAGAAUUAAAAGACAUUUACAAAAUGAUCAAAACAGAAUUGAUUGAUUCAAAGAAAUAUCUCUCUGUGGAUGUUAUUUGGAAAAUUUUAAAUAUCAUUCCGUAUAAUAAUCGCUAUACAAAGUCAUAUUUAUCUCUUAUCAAAUUCAUAUCUGAUGAUUAUCAUGUGGAAGAUGUCAGGAGUGUUAUACCUAUUUUUAACUUCCUAUUUUACAAAGAAUAUGGAAUUAAAUUAGACAAAUCCUAUGAUUUUGAAAAUUUUAACUCAGAAAAUCUUGGUAUUCAUUCAGAAAAUACAAUUUACAGAGCAAUUGUGUAUAAUGACCUAGAAAGAUUCAUUGCAUUCACAGAAAGAAAUGGUUUUGAUAAAGAUCAAACACUAAAAAGCAAAUUAUAUCCAGAUUCUUUCGAAGGAUAUUCAUUACUUGAAUUAUGUUGUUACCAUUGA
Trichomonas vaginalis G3 is the source of this 555-nucleotide messenger RNA. RefSeq names its product protein of unknown function (DUF3447). NCBI's taxonomy places the organism in Eukaryota, Parabasalia, Trichomonadida, Trichomonadidae. The record is from RefSeq and is a predicted model, not a curated record. The coding region runs from base 1 to 555 and encodes 184 amino acids. The transcript has a single exon.